Molecule: messenger RNA, 4834 nt
Organism: Lytechinus variegatus (green sea urchin)
Lineage: Eukaryota; Metazoa; Echinodermata; Echinoidea; Temnopleuroida; Toxopneustidae
Gene: vps54
Product: vacuolar protein sorting-associated protein 54-like
Exons: 26
Coding region: 181-3507 (1108 amino acids)
Biological process (GO): Golgi to vacuole transport; retrograde transport, endosome to Golgi
Cellular component (GO): GARP complex
Molecular function (GO): syntaxin binding
Source: RefSeq, a predicted model, not a curated record
UAUUUGUGUAUAAAUUGUCAUAGACAGCUGUUACGUGGACAGGUACGACGUCUUCUAUGCCAGAGAUACGCCUGUGAAAAAUGAUUUUAGUUUGCAGGAAACAAUAGUCCACCUUGUUUCAUGGAUCAGAAUAGUUAGCCAUCAUCUUUUCAUAUAGUAUCUGGAGUAUUCUACACGAAAAUGAGCUCCGGGCGUCGCUCAAUUCCUUCGUCCAGAUCACAUCCGUCAUUCACUUCCACUGGCUACUCGCUGGGCCUGGGGUCUCACUCGUCCAGCAGCGAUGGGGAGGCGCCGGGGAGGCGAAAGGAGGCUACCGGCGCGAGAAACAGACGACAAGCGGGCCUGUCAACAACAGAGCAGAAUUUACCGUCAAGCGUGAGAAAUACUUCAAAUAGUGAAAUUGAGCAAGUGUGUGGAAGAAUCAAUGACAAAUUAUCAGUUAAUGAUGUAAUGAGUAGAUCGUCUAGCGACCAUUCCAUAUCAAAACUUCAUCAUCAUGAUCAUGAAAUCAAAGCGUCAUAUUCCACACAGCAGCAGACGCAUGAACGUUUAAGUCAAGGAAAUGAAAGAACUACAAUGAUGGCAAGAACAAGUAAAAAUCCAAAGAUUAUACCUUGGCGGAAAUGUGCAUUAUGCAGUAUUGCAUUCAGAACUCAAACAGAUUUUCUCAAACAUUUACGGGAUAAACAUUGCGCCAAGGAGGGCGGUUCAUUUGUUUGCCGUUAUGGACUUCAUGGUGUUUGCCCAACAUUGCCUGUGGAUGGAGUGAGUGAUGUAGAUUAUGAAUAUCAUGUUGCAAAGGACCAUAUGAUGGAUGAAGCUUUAGCAAACAGGUUAAAAUCUGCAGCUCAUAGCGACGCCCCUUCUACGACAGUACCUCCCUCAGUGGUCAGUGUUGAACAAAAAUGGACACCCCUGUCAUCUGUGGUCAACUUACCUGCUGUCUUGAAUGAUCCUAGAAAGGUCAAAAGGGAAACAGAUUUCUUCACAAAGACAUGGGGUGAAGGCUUUGUGGAUCAGAGUGAAAUUCCCUCCUCUCCGUAUGUCCCUCGCAUUUCAAGAAUUCACUUUGAGAAAUAUCUCAGGCAGGUGGCAUAUAAACUACAGCAACAGAGAAGACCAUCAGCAGUCAGUACAUCAUCACAAAGCGAUGAUGAUCAGAGCUCAAGUCUUGCCAGUGGAAGUCGAGAUUCAACACCUGAACUGCAGCAGGUACCAAAAAUGUUUUUCAGGAGUGAAUUUGCCCUUGAAAAUCAAGAGACAUUUGAAGCUGUUUUACCUUGGUCACAGUUCAAAGGUCAGCAGUCUUCAAAACUCCUUCAAGAAAAGUUAAGCCACUAUCUUGACAUAGUAGAGGUUCAGAUAGCUCGUCAGAUCUCUAUGCGUUCUAAUGCCUUCUUCAGUGCAAUGGCAUCACAUGACAAGCUUCAAGAGGACCUGGUAGCAACGACAAAAGCAGUACAUGAACUCAGGGAAAAACUCAAUAACAUUGACCAAGUAUUAGCUAAAGGCUCACUUGAAGUGAUAAGGUUAAAGGUAUCAAGAGUCAACUAUGUCAAAGUAUACAACAAGUUAAAAUUGAUGGCGACUGUGCACCAAACACAACCCACCAUUCAACUGCUACUGUCCAACUCAGAGUUUGUGGGAGCCCUAGAUCUUAUAUCCACUACACAUGAGAUCCUGACACAGGAGCUAGCUGGCAUUCAGAGCUUCAGGCAUCUGAGUUCUCAGCUAAUAGAGAUGGAGAAGCUAAUUGAUAAGAUGCUUUCAGAGGAGUUCACAAGGUUUACCUGUCAAGACCUCAAUCGACCUUUAGAUGACCCUGUACCAACUCAAGAAGAUAAGUUGUCAUCAGUGAUUUUGGGCAUGAUGAGGCAAAGGAAAUUCAGCUUCCUGGAUGCUUACAGAGAAGAAACAAAUGGUGCGAUCAAGGCAGCUAUUAAACAGACUGUUGUAGAAUCUGUAGCCGAGGCUGACAAUGCAGAGAAUGAAUUAACCCCGUCCAGUUUAUCAGAACAGAUGAGACUUCUGAAUUUCUCCCAGUGGUUGGAUCUCUUCAACAAGGUCUUCAUGAAUCUCAUGAUACUGCUGACGAGAAUAGAGUACACACACAGCAUCAUGCGAAAACUGGUCAACAUGGCUGCCGGAAAGACCAAUGAUGAAGGGAAGAAGAUUGAGAAUGGGUCAAACGAGGGUCAUAGAGAGAUGAAUGGUAUCAGAUCUAGUCCGGUACAGUCGGAGGAUCACGAUAGUGACGACGAAAGACUGGCAGAGAUUGAACAAUGUAUGGAAGCUGAGGAAAUCCUACCUCAAGGCGACUUUCUCAUCGCACCCAAUGAGCAUCAGAGAUUGAUGGCUGGAUUACACGACCUGAUGGGAUCGGUAUGUGACUACAUGCAUGAUCGCUGUCUCAAACUACUCAUAGCCAGAGGAAAGGAUGGUUUCUUGGAGAGACUGAGUUCCAGCGAGUUCUUGACACUAUCUAGAACCAUCAAGGUCUUUGUUAGUAACUGUGAAGAGAUUUGUGGUAGGAGGAGUACGUCACUCAUUGGUGGUCUACAGAAUCAGGCAGUCAAGUUUGUCAGUAGGUUCCACGAUGAAAGGAAGACUAAGCUUAGUCUGAUUCUAGAUAGUGAGAGAUGGAAACAGGCUGAGGUACCAGCUGAACUUCAGGAUCUUCUGUCUGCAUUCUCAGACGGUACAAUAUCCCUGGAUCUCUUAGCCAAGACAGAUUUAGGUAACGGUGGGGAAAGAAAACCAUUGGACUGUGUGCAGAUCAAUGGCAGCAAAUAUGCAGUAGUUGGGACUGUUAUGUUACUGCUUAAGAUGGUAGCUGAGUAUUGUCAGUGUGUGAAGGACAUGCCUACAGCUACUAUGGAUCUUCUUACAAGACUCUUGGAACUCUUACAGAUGUUCAACUCACGUUCUUGCCAACUCAUUCUGGGUGCUGGGGCUCUUCAACUUGUAGGGCUCAAGACAAUUACUACAAAAAACUUGGCUCUGACAUCUCGAUGUUUGCAGCUGGUUGCAUUGUACAUUCCUAUCGUCAAGGAUUUCUUCACAGAAAGGCUAUCUGUGAAGCAACAGAACCUGCUCAAGAGCUUUGAUAAAAUACUCAAGGAUUAUAAUGACCAUGUCCAGGAGAUCUCGAGCAAGCUUGUAGCCAUCAUGGAUGAUUCCUUCAGAUCAUGUUUAUCACAGUGGGAGGUGAAAGCUCCAGUACCUUCAUCCUGCUUCCGAGAGAUCUGUAAACGAAUCAAGAAGCUCUAUGAGGCCAUCGCUGACCUACUACCAUCAGAACAAGUCAAGGUGUUGUUCACCCGACUCAAUGCAUCAUUCAAGACGAGGCUCAAAGACCAGCUUAUACAUCUCAAUGUUCACAAUGACGGAGGGCCAAAACAAGGGUUAGUGACCUCUGACCUUGUCUUCUACACAGAGUUCAUACAGUCUUUGGACGGUCUUGGAGAGAUAGUGGAUAACAUGGAUGAUAUAUGGUCAUGGAGGUAGCGCCUUCAAUCCUCGUAGCCACCUUGAAAAAAAACCAUCUCUCCCCCCACAUUUCCAGGGUAGUUCUUCUGAAGUAAAACAUUAAUAUCUGUCUUGGGAUGGACUGAAUCUAGCGAUAUAUAAUUGUGAUUUGGAGCCUGUAUGUGAGUCAUGUAACAGUAUUAGCAGUAGCAGUAGAAUUAUGUUCACUUGGUUUACAAGCAGUGGGUCUACUUUUCAGAUUACCCAUAACAUACAAACAGCUUUAUGAAACACCCUACUGGCCAGAUAUCUUGCAUGAUUGCAAGAAUAUCUCUUAUAUGCUGCCAAUAAGUUCAAAUAAAAGAUUGGCUUUUUGACAAAGAAAUGUAGAUACAGCAUUUGCCAAAAGGCUGACAUCCCUGGAUAGCUCUGCAAGGUUGACUUUAUUAAAAAUCUAUCGCCGAACCUCAAAAAGGUCUGGUGUGGGGGUGGGGGAUAGAAUUACACUGCCCGGGAAGCGGGUGUGUUCCCAGGGCCCUGUAGGAUUAGUAGAUCUUCUUCAAUCAUUGGCUUUUGCAAUGUGUGCUCCCUUUGAAUUAUCUUACUAUGCCAACAGUAGCUUCACCGUUACUUGUGAUCUAAUGGAGUGGUUGCAGCACACACCUUGCAUUGGGAUGAAAGAAUUGCCAAUGAAUUCCCCUAUGACUGCUUGAUCUCUUUUUAGAGGUAGGAUAUUCCAUUCCCCUCUCUUCUUAAAUGCCCUGAUUGAACCAAACUCAGAGAUGCCACGUCCCUAGGCUUUUGCCUGACUUCAGGCCUGACGACUCUGCAUUUCAGGCUUUUUGAGGUUUGAUAUUGCAUAUUUUAUAAGGAGUGUUAACAUGUAUUGACUUCUUUUCAGUCACAGUGAGUCAAGCUGUCUGGCAACCCAUAGAACUUAAAAUGCAUUCAUAUUACAUUAGAAUAAUCCUACUAGCCAGUACCCAGCAUGUGCUAGGUUUCAGGACAAAGCAACAUUUUAUCAGUCAUGUUAUGAAUAUUCAUGGCAUGAAUCUUGUAUCUAAUGAAUAUUCAUAUACAUGAAUCUUACACUGCUAUUUAUCAGUAUUGGUAUGGUGAUGAAUCUAUGCUAUAUCAUCUGCUAUACAAUUAUUUAUCUCCACAUAGAGUGAUGAUCAACUGCAUACAUGUAGAUAGGUAUUAUUUAUAUUGUAUAGUAUAUAGACAGCAUUACCAUGUGCAAAAUUAGGAAAUAUGUAUAUUGGAUUUGAUCUAUAAUAAUAGCAGGGCCCGCUUGGAGAACAGUUUUUCGUAACUGAAGUGGCUACCCCAGGUAAAUAUGCCAAUAUUAUUGUUAUCUGAACAG